Messenger RNA from Sarcophilus harrisii (Tasmanian devil), 1593 nucleotides. RefSeq names its product N-acetylglucosamine kinase (gene NAGK). Gene Ontology annotation, molecular function: N-acetylglucosamine kinase activity. Lineage: Eukaryota; Metazoa; Chordata; Mammalia; Dasyuromorphia; Dasyuridae. The coding region runs from base 121 to 1281 and encodes 386 amino acids. The record is from RefSeq and is a predicted model, not a curated record. The transcript has 10 exons.
CGCCCCCCCGCCGGGCGGAAGGGACUCGGAGCCCGUCACAUGACGGUCGGCCUGUGUCUGAGCUGGCGCUGACCGCGGUCCCCACGCCGGGAAGGGCGGCGCAGGCGCGGAGGAGGCCCCAUGGCGGGGCUCUUCGGGGGCGUGGAGGGGGGGGCCACCCACUCCAAGGCCGUGCUGCUGACCGGAGACGGCGAGGUGGUGGCCGAGGUGUCCGGGCCGAGCACCAACCAGUGGCUGAUUGGACUGGAGCAGUGCGCAGAAAGGAUCAAUGACAUGGUGACCAAAGCCAAGGAGCAAGCGGGGAUCAGCGUCACUGAGCCGCUCCUCAGCCUGGUAAGUCCGGGGCAGAGGUGGGCACGGGGGCCCGAGGGAGAACCUAGGCCUGAGCACCCGAGAGUCCCUGUCACCGGCACACAGACGGACAACGGGGCCGGAGGGCACGGACAGGAGGUAGUCUGGUUUGGGGUAACUGCUGAGAAAGUUUCUGACAUGGCUCCGCCCCAGAUACUACCGUGGACCGAGUGGCUACAGAACCACUACCCCCACCUGAGCGACAGCUACUUCAUCUCCACGGACGCCGCGGGCUCCAUUGCCACGGCCACGGCCCACGGUGGCGUGGUGCUCAUUUCCGGCACAGGGUCCAACUGCAGACUGGUCAACCCGGACGGCUCCGAGGAAGGCUGUGGCGGCUGGGGGCACCUCAUGGGCGACGAGGGCUCCGCCUACUGGAUCGCCCACAUGGGCGUGAAGACGGUUUUUGACACCAUGGACAACCUGGAGGUAUCUCCACACAGCACAGACUUCGUUAAAAGGGCCAUGUUUGAUUACUUCAAGGUGUCUGACCGGAUGGGACUCCUCACCCACCUCUAUAGAACCUUCGAUAAAUCCAACUUUGCUGGAUUUUGCCAGAAAAUUGCAGAAGGUGCUUGUCAGGGGGACGCCCUCUGCCACCAUAUUUUCAGGAAGGCCGGAGAAGUGCUGGCCAAACACAUACUGGCGGUGCUGCCCAAGAUACAGUCGGAACUGUUCCAAGAGCCAAUGGGCCUCCCCAUUCUGUGCGUGGGCUCCGUGUGGAACAGCUGGGAGCUGCUGGAGGAAGGGUUCGUCAGCACCCUGGCCGAGGGCCGGAAGAUCCAGAGGGCCUUCUCCAAGUUCACGCUGCUGAAGCUGACGCACUCCUCUGCCCUGGGCGGGGCCAGCCUGGGGGCCCGGGUCAUUGGGCGGAAGCUCCCCCUGAACUACGACCACACGGCGGAUCCUUUCUUCGAGCACACCUUCUAGCAGGGCUGGCCUCUGCCCCGACGGCGGGUCAGUGCUCUCGGCAAUCAGUACAGAUGGCUGAAAUUAUAGAGAAUUACCUCCGAAUCGCCUCAGGUAGCUCCAGAAACAGACUCCCGUGGUCCGGGAGUUGGGGUGGCUCCGCCUCCUUUGCCAAAGGAGUCGCUCCCGUCAGGUGCUUGAGAGCCCACCAGAUGUGGGUGGGCUGCUUGAAGCCCCCUGCCCCCCAGGGGCUGCCCGCCCCACUUGUGGGAGACUCUGAUUGUUAAGACUUUGUUCCUGAUUUUAAAAUUAAAUUGGCUUCUUUGCAAUAUC